CGUCUUCUCUUUUUUUUUCCUCAGCCAAUUUUACCAAGCAAAUCAAUCGAGUGAAAAAUGACUGGACGCGGAAAGGGAGGCAAAGGAUUGGGAAAGGGUGGCGCCAAGCGUCAUCGCAAGGUGCUCCGUGAUAACAUCCAGGGUAUCACCAAGCCCGCUAUUCGCCGUUUGGCCCGUCGCGGUGGUGUGAAGCGUAUCUCUGGCCUGAUUUACGAGGAAACUCGCGGUGUGCUCAAGGUCUUCCUUGAGAACGUGAUCCGUGACGCCGUCACCUACACCGAGCACGCCAAGCGCAAAACCGUGACCGCCAUGGACGUGGUCUAUGCCCUCAAGCGCCAGGGACGCACCCUCUACGGUUUUGGCGGUUAAGCGCCCGCCCAUGCCUCUACUUAAUCACUAACCAUGGGUUAACUUAACUACAUUCAAAUUACUUGAUCCAAUUGAAUCUUAAUCAGUAGUAUUCACCAUAAACUUAAUCAGACGCAUAUUCAAUAAUUCCACAAAUAUACGGACUAAAUAAAUCAAAAGAUAUCGCGUAGAGAGCACAAAA
Messenger RNA from Drosophila subpulchrella, 550 nucleotides. RefSeq names its product histone H4 (gene His4r). Gene Ontology annotation, biological process: nucleosome assembly. Gene Ontology annotation, cellular component: nucleosome. NCBI's taxonomy places the organism in Eukaryota, Metazoa, Arthropoda, Insecta, Diptera, Drosophilidae. The record is from RefSeq and is a predicted model, not a curated record. The coding region runs from base 58 to 369 and encodes 103 amino acids. Gene Ontology annotation, molecular function: protein heterodimerization activity; DNA binding; structural constituent of chromatin. The transcript is spliced from 2 exons.